AUGGACGUCACUCAGGCUACCACCGCCAAUACUCGAGGCCUGCUGCUGAAAGGCUACCGGCGUCGCCAGACCAGCUAUCCGGUAAGCUACUCGCCCGAGAACAUCCAUGAGACUCCCCCUCUGAACCGUCCUCGGAACCACAGCCGUCUCGCCCGCCGCGGAGGCGUUGUGCGCAUGAGAAAAGACAUCUAUCCUGAGAUCUGUUCCGUCAUUAAAGAGCGCCUACGCGAAGUAAGAAUCCCCUCCCCCUCAGCCUCUCCCUGGAAAGCAAGGCAUGAGUUGGAGGCGAAGCAGAUGUCCUAA
Molecule: messenger RNA, 303 nt
Organism: Aspergillus thermomutatus
Lineage: Eukaryota; Fungi; Ascomycota; Eurotiomycetes; Eurotiales; Aspergillaceae
Exons: 2
Coding region: 1-303 (100 amino acids)
Molecular function (GO): protein heterodimerization activity
Source: RefSeq, a predicted model, not a curated record